AUGGAAUCCAUACUUAACAACAUUGAAUACGCAAAAGAAAAGAUCAUCGACAAAGCCAGCAAGGUGGACUCCAAGGACGUGAAAGAAGCCGGCCAACUCGCUGCUCUAACGCUGACAGCUUAUUACGCUUCGACGAAAUUGUAUGAUGCCUUCUUUGGUCCCCUUAGCGGUAUUCCUGGUCCAUUUGCCCAGAAAUUCUAUAGCAUGCACUAUUCACGAAAGAUGGAGAACCCACCAGGCACAUCGUGGGAACAACAAAUGGCAUGGCACAAGCAAUAUGGCAAGGUGGUGCGCCUUGGACCUAAUCGAAUUUCAGUGGCCGACAAGGACAUGGUGCAACAAGUGCUUAUGACCGAUGACUUUCCAAAAGGCCCCUCUUACAACCGAUUGCAAAGAUUGGGCGGUGUCAGUAUGUUGAGCACAAUCGAUAAAGCUGUGCAUAAACAAAGGAGACGUAUCGUUUCUCCUGCUUUCUCAAUCAAGUACCUGAACUCGUUGGAGCCCUUCAUGGCGAAAACCAACGAUGCGAUGGUGACUCGAAUCGAUAACGAUAUUGCAAAGACUCACAACGCUGAUGGCUAUGGCACUGUGGACAUGUGGCUCAUUUUCCAAUAUUUGGCUCUUGACAUCAUCGGCGAGACAGCGUUUGGUGAAACUUUUAACAUGCUUGAAAAGAGUGAUCACCCCGUGCCACGUGCGAUUACUAAGAACAUGCAAACCGGCUCCUAUCUGAUGAGCCAUCCUAUCCUUGGUGUGUUGCGUUCCAUGUAUUCUGUUGGCAGCACCAGUGUUGUAUCCGCCAACUUGGAGCUCAAGAAGUUCAUGAAGAAGAUCAUUAUGGAGCGUUUGAAAGGUGGCGAUGAGGCUCGCCGAAACGAUAUCCUUCAAAUUUUGAUUGAUAGCCAACAAGCCCAUCACGCUGACGACCGCCUUACUGCCGAUACCAUUGCACGUGAGACCGUGCUCUUCCUUGUUGCUGGAUCAGAGACCACUAGCAAUACAACCGGUUUUGCAUUUGUCGAAUUACUCAAGCACCCUGAAAUCAUGGAGAAACUACGUGCCGAGAUUGAUGCUAUCCCUGUGGAAGAUGAUAAAGAUUUGACCCACGAGCAAUUGAAGCACCUUCCCUAUCUCAACGCUGUCAUCAAUGAGACCUUGCGUCUGAACACAAUUGUAUCGGCUGGUGUCGAGCGUAUCGCACCCAAGGAUGUGGUGCUUGGUGGCAAGCAAUUUGUUCCCAAAGGUACCAUUAUCCACAGCAACUUUUAUUGCGUGCAUUUGGACCCUGAUUACUGGCCUGAGCCCAACAAAUUCAUUCCCGAGCGUUGGAUCGAAGGUUCAUCGAUGCCUGCAGACAAAAAUGCCUUCUAUCCCUUUAGUGCUGGAUCCAGAAACUGCCUUGGCAAGCAAUUUGCAUACCAAGAAAUGCGUUUAUCCAUUGCCACCCUUGUCCGAUUGUUUGACUUUAAGGCUAUACCCGAAGAGAUUGCCAACUCUGAUGAACGCCGGUGUUUCUUGACUUUAGCUGUAAAAUCUAACAGCUUCAAGGUCCUCAUGAAGCGCCGCAAUACGGCUUCUUUGUAG
Molecule: messenger RNA, 1584 nt
Organism: Lichtheimia ornata
Lineage: Eukaryota; Fungi; Mucoromycota; Mucoromycetes; Mucorales; Lichtheimiaceae
Exons: 9
Coding region: 1-1584 (527 amino acids)
Molecular function (GO): monooxygenase activity; oxidoreductase activity, acting on paired donors, with incorporation or reduction of molecular oxygen; heme binding
Source: RefSeq, a predicted model, not a curated record